CUGUCAUCCUGGACCUGUCAUCCUAACUUUUCCUCUUCCUAGAAGAUAUUCCUCAUUUAUGUAUUUCAUUUCUAUCAUGUCCUUCUCAUAGAAGAGAAUUGCCACUCUGAAAGGUGCCUCUGCUAGCAGGGGCUAUUCUAGUCAUGCAGUUCUAUGAGUCAUCACAUAAAUGAGUGGGAAGACCAAAUGUGUCAUUACACCAAAACCUUUUUCAUUUUUGUGGUUUGACACUUAUGCAAGUUGUUUAGAUGCAAAUAAGCAUGCAGAGCAGAGAUGAGAUAAGUACUUGUAUAAAAUGAUGAUACUGCUCCAUAGCAGGUUACUCUAGCUUCCUAAAUACAGCAGACUAGUCUUUUUGUUAUAGCCAUUGUUGGAUCGUGCUCUAAGCUGGUGGUGGGAAGAUGUCAGGCUUGUGGGAUCUACUUUGUUUUGUGCGUGUUACAAGAAUCCUGUGGUCCAGAAUACAGGAGAACACAAUGAAGGGGUCUACACUGCCUGGUGAGAAACAGUUCCUGCUUGGAUAAAAGUUGGCUUUUUUUUGCAAAGUGGACUCCCUCAGCCCCAAGUUUCCUUGAUGUCAGUAUUGCCACGUUCUUUGAUGGGGAGGAACUGCGCCCUGUACUGAAGAUAACAUGGAUGGCGGCUACUGAUGCAAGCAUUCAGUACCUCAGAGGGGUGCAAUUGGCUGUUCUGCAGAUAAACAAUAAUCGGCAAGUCUGUGCUCAUUUCGACUUUCAGAACAACCUGACGUUCCAAGUCCGCCCAGAUGGUGGAGGCCGGUGGAAUUUCUCCUUUGACCGCUUUGAGGUACAGCCACGUCAGAGCUACCAAGUAACUGUCCAUCACCUUCCCAAAUUAAGUACUUCUGGAGACCAUAACCGCCUAUCAAAGUCAAUCACUGUGCCAGGCUGCACAGAUCCUAUCAUGAAAACAACAGCACCCUGUGUCCAGAGAGGUAGUCUGUGGGAGCCCAGCAUUCAUGGGACAAGACUAGAUGAUGAAUCUCUGUUGUUGAGCUUCAACCCAGCAAUGGACUUAGCCAAUUACUCAGUCCAUGUGACCAGUUUUCAAGAAAAUGGAGAGACAUGUAAGAAGGCCAGAAAGGAGAUCUUUGAGGAGAGACUACAGCAGCGGCUGAAUGUUACAGUCAAAAUCGAGAGAAACUUGAAGAGCUGUUGCAAUUUUGAAGUGCAGAUUCAGCCACAUUUUGCAACUUGUAAAACUGAUUGUGAGAGGCAUCCGAUUUUCAUUCCAUGUCCCCUGACUGUCUCAAGUGACCGCAGCCUGCCCACACCAACUGACUUCGAACCUGGCGUUCUUUCAGUGUGGUUACCCUGGAGCCUCACUCUCAUCAUCAUCUUACUAGUUGGCUCAGUUGCCUCUUGGGUUAUAUGCUGCAUUCGAAAGCAUAAAGUAUCGGUUUCUGAAAUGAGCAAGAUUGAUGGUGCAUUUCAUGAUCCGACUCUGUCCCAGCCUGUCCCAGCCCUGAAGCCUUGUAAGGUUUGGAUUGUAUAUUCUGCUGAUCACAAGCUCUAUGUAGAUGUUGUAAUGAAGUUAGCUCAAUUCAUGAUCACCGUCUGCGGCACUGAGGUAGUACUAGACCUGCUGGAGGAGCGUCAGAUAUCCGAGAUGGGGGCUGUACGCUGGCUUACUCGGCAGAAACAGGAAAUUGAAGCACUUUCGUCAAAGAUCAUCAUCUUGUGUUCUCAGGGUACUCGAGCCAAAUGGCAGGCCAUGCUCGGGCAUGAAGAAGCAAAGGUCUCUCUCAAGCAAGAUAACCUGCAGCCAGUUGGGGACAUGUUCACCCCUGCUUUGAAUCUUAUCUUGCCAGACUUUAAACAGCCAGCUUGCUUUGGCAUGUACCUCGUGUGCUAUUUUGAGGGCAUUAGCAAUGAGAGAGACAUUCCAGACCCAUUCAACGUUGCCUCCAAGUACCAGCUAAUGAACAGAUUUGAAGAAGUUUACUUUCUGAUUCAGGAUCUGGAGAAGUUUGAACCAGGGCGGAUCCAUCAGAUUCCAGAGAUCUCAGCUGAAAAGUACGCCGAAGGCUCAAUUGGCAGAGAACUGAAGGAAGCAAUGCAGAAGUGUCAGAAAUGGCAGGCUGAGAACCCUGAUUGGUUUAAAAGAGAGAAUGACUACUUGGAGGAUGACUUGCAGUCUCUUAAUGAAGAGCUUUCUGAGAAAUUAACACUGGUUGAGGGGAGGAUUCUGAAGCAGCAACUGCUCCCUCAGGAACCUGACCUCAGUAGCUGUUGUCUGGUCAAUCUCUGCAUCAAUAAGGAUGAAUCGAGAGCCUGUAGGCUGCUUCCCCAGCUUCCACCUCAAGAGGAUCUAGCAUUCCAGACCCUGGUCAUUCCUGCUGAUGAGUCCUCUCAGGUACAGGUGAUAGAACCUGUAGCCUUUGCAGAAGAGAGUGAGAUAUUCAGUCAUCAGUUGUUGACGAAUGAAGACUGGGUGGAACAAAUCCCCAUGAUAGAGCCUAGCAUCCCAAAGAGAAACAGUGUUAUCCUUCAAGAAGAUGUAUUCUCAGAUGCCCAGCCUCUACCAGCUGAUAUGAGGCAGCAGCUGGAGGGAUUAAUGUACUCUCUCUUUCAACAAAGCAUUUCUCCCUCUGAGCCACUUCACCACCAAGAUGAUAUUAAUCAGCAGCAGCAGUUAGUUUUUGAUGAGUUGUGCAAAGAUCAAAGACAAUCAGUGCAAUCGGAUCAGGGUUACAUCUCUCGAUGUUCCCCUUUGCCUUCUGAUAGCCCUGUGGAGGAGGAGGAGGAAGAGGAAGAUCAAGAACAGGAAGGCCACAAGCUAGCUGAGCACCUCUCUCCAGACAUUUUGGACAGUCUAAAAAGUCUUCAGCAGCAGCUGUUUUUCCAGAACAUUCAGCAGAACUCUGUGAGAGGUCAAAUGGGAGAGAGGAUGGGGAUGCUCUAGAGACUAUUGAUCUCCACCCAGGUCCUGUUCUGUGUUUGCCAAAAAAGGGACUGUAGGUGGGGAUGCAAACAUUGUACAUGCUCUCAUGCAUCCUUAUAGCGCACACUUUUUUUUUAGAGGUCUAAUGAGUUGGAGAUCCACUUUGCAGCUGGGCUAGCUUGUCUCUGUUUACAGUAUCUUCUGGAACACUGUUGUGCUCCUUCAGUCUAAUUCUAGAACUGUUAAUAUUCUACAUAUUGCUACAACAAGCUGCACAUCUUGACACCAUAAGAAUGGCUUCAGUAUCUAUCAAAUGAAUGAUCAAUAUUUGCCUGGAAAUCUCCCAGUAGUGGCCUGCACCCUCUAUUACAGAGGUUAGAGUUCAAGAACACAGGGCAAUAUUGGCACAAUCUACUCUUCAGAACAAAUAUAUUUAUGUUGUCAAGUCAAAAUUAUUGUAAGGUAGAAACUUAAGAAAAGCCCUCCUGGAUCAGAACAGUCAUCCAUCUAGCCCACCAUUCUGUUUCCCAUGGUCGGUUAGCCAGAUGUUUCCAGAAAGCCUACAAAUCAGGUACAGUCAUCUUUCGCCAACCGCAGGUUUCCCAAUCACGGUUUUGAGUAUCCGCAACUGGGAAACAGUGUUCCUUCUAAGGCAUGCGCACGUGUGCGUGCUCACAAGUUUUUUGAUGUCCACUCAGUUAAUUUUAGAUGCUGCUCAGGUUGAAUCAGGAAGGCCCCACACUGAAUGCAUGUGCGCGCACACUGGCUUGAUAUUGCCACCCAGAACAAAACACAUUCCACACACAGGUGAAGAAAAUUAGAGAGAACACUGCUGGGAAAUUGUGGCAGGUCUCGCCAACCGUGACCUGAGUAUCUGUGGUUUGGUGAGAUUUUUGGCAAUUUGGGAGGGUUCGUGAUUGGGGCGGCAGGGGUGAUUUUGGGGGGUUCCCCUUCACUCCUCUUACUGACUCAUGGGGAUUUUGAAGGUUUCUUUCUAUAUUCUACUGUAUUUUGUGAUCCUUCCAUGACUGCUAUUCCCCUAACUCCCUGCUUGCCAUUUCUUUCAAUGGCUCGCCAACCACGAGGUUUUUCAGGAACGGAAGCCUUGCGGGUGGUGAGGGAUGACUGUAUCAAAGCCCACAUGCUUUUAUCUUUCCUCGUAGGGCUCCAACUUCUUCAUCAUUUUGGUUUUCCUUUUCCAGCUCUACAAUGUCCUUAUUGAGAUGAGGCAAUCGGAACUGUACAUAGUAUUUCCAGUGUAGCCAUUCUAUAGACUUCUAUAAAGGCAUUAUAAUUCUGGCAACUUUCUUUCCUAAUAAUCCCUAAAAUCAAACUUCCCUCUUUUAUUGCUGCCACCCACUGAGUUGAUGUUUUAAUUGAGCUAUCCACCACAAGAUCUUUUCCCUAGUUAGUCUUCACCAGUUCAGAUCCCAUCAGUGAAUAUGUGAAAUUACAAAUGGCUUCCCCAAUGUCCAUCACUUUACACUUCGUUACUUUGAACCUCAUUUGCGAUUUAGUUGCCCACUCACUCAGUUUGAGCAGAUGAUUUUGGCACUUUUCACAGCCCACCUGGGUUUUCACCCUCUUGAAUAAAUUAGUAUCUCCUACAAACUUGGCCACCCCAGUGUUCACGCCAGCUCCAGAACACUUAUGAACUCUAGAUCAUUUUUAAAUUAUUAAGACAAAUGGUUCACAGCAAGACAAAUGUGUUGGGUCUUGCUCCUUAAGCAAGCACUGUAGGCUAUUUUAAAUUUGAGGUCAAUAAAGUAAAAUGCUUUUGGAUUGAUUGGAAGUCCUGCAUUAAAUAAUUACUCUGCUUAGUUACAAAUGCUGCAGUAAUCCAUUCCUUCCCAUACCAUAAACAACCCCAGCAGUAUUGCAUGGUUAGGAAUUUUCCAGCAAAUUGCAAAUAAAUUUGCAGCCUCUCUCUAUAUUCAAGUUGCAAGUAGUGGAAAAUCAAAAUGACUUGAGCACAUUUGUGAAUGCAUCUGGUAUUGGUAAUGAAGGAUUAUUUCUCCUUGUAUAAUACUAGGAGAAGAAGCCUUGAGAAUCUACCUCCAAUCGAAAUCAUUUUUUAAAAGAGAGAGAGGCAGAAGCAGAGAGGUUUGUUGGACCCAGAUCUGGGAAAUUGCAGCUGAGGUGCUCAUCUUUUGGUUUCUGAUUCUAAUAGUGUGCCUUUGAAGCCACCACAGGGAUGCUGUUUCAGAACCAUCUCUAGAGCAAAAGGAAUGUGCAUGCUGCCCAGUGACACAACCAAGGGGGCUGUUUAUUAGGCAGCCCCCCUGCAGUAUGGAUUGCUGUGAGUUUCCCAUUUAUGCAUCACAGCUGCUGACUCCUUGACACAAACCAAGACCCAGGCAAAUGGAAGUGAAGAGGAGAGUGAGUUGGAGAGCUCUUUGCCAUAUCUUGGCUAGUCCAGGAAUUAUUCCAUGGGCAGAGCCAACGCGGCUGGUCUUUCAACUGCUACUUGGUUCAAAACAUGGCUGUUUCAAAAUGAGUUGUAGACCAAGGACUGCGGAAAGAUCUGGUGCAAUUUAACACAUAUAGAUGUUGCAUAGAAGAGAUGAGGAGGGGAUUACAGCUGACAAAUGCUGGGUAUUAAGGAUGGCUUAAAUCUCUGCAUCGCCUGACAUUUAGGCAAUGAUCUGCCAUAUACUGUAUGAGCAAAGAAUUUGGAUAAAAAGCCAUUUCCAUAAGAACUGAAAGGUUAUUAAAAAAACAUCUAUGUACCCUGGUAACUAAUUCAGCCCAAACAACUGAGCAGCCGCUCCUGAAGGAGGGAGGAGUAAUUUCCAAACAGGUUAGUUCCUUUUAUUUCUCCAUACCCCAUCAGGUCUGCUGUCUUAGUAAUUGCACCAGCAUGUUAAAAAGAACAGGCUCUGAUGCUUGUUCUACUUGAGGAUCUCAGGAGUUUCUGUUGAGGUACAUGGUUCAUCCCAUGGAAGCAGAUUCAACCUGGAUCUUUUUUGUCUGCCUCUUCUAGUGGUAGCUUUUAAUAUUUCUUGAUUAUGCAAGCCAAAUAUGUAAUAUUUUUGUAACUGUUUCUCUGGCACUUUCCUAAAUAUUUGUAAUUAAAGAAAAUAUUUUUAAAUAUCCUGUGCACCAAUAAAGUUGUGUGUGUGCUGUUUUCAA
Molecule: messenger RNA, 6036 nt
Organism: Hemicordylus capensis (graceful crag lizard)
Lineage: Eukaryota; Metazoa; Chordata; Lepidosauria; Squamata; Cordylidae
Gene: IL17RA
Product: interleukin 17 receptor A
Exons: 12
Coding region: 637-2925 (762 amino acids)
Molecular function (GO): interleukin-17 receptor activity
Source: RefSeq, a predicted model, not a curated record